This is a messenger RNA of Rhagoletis pomonella (apple maggot), 3482 nucleotides long. RefSeq names its product supervillin-like. The coding region runs from base 1 to 3369 and encodes 1122 amino acids. Gene Ontology annotation, biological process: actin polymerization or depolymerization; barbed-end actin filament capping; cytoskeleton organization. NCBI's taxonomy places the organism in Eukaryota, Metazoa, Arthropoda, Insecta, Diptera, Tephritidae. Gene Ontology annotation, molecular function: actin filament binding; phosphatidylinositol-4,5-bisphosphate binding. The transcript has 8 exons. The record is from RefSeq and is a predicted model, not a curated record. Gene Ontology annotation, cellular component: actin cytoskeleton; cytoplasm.
AUGGAGAAGGUUAAAGUGGAAUCACUUUCUCUGGCGCACUCACUGUCGGACAAGCCACUGCCGCACUCGCCUCUUAUACCUACCUGCUUGGAAGGUGGUAAAGUUUCAGAUCGUUUGGGCAAAUUGAAAACAUCUUCGGAGAAGUGGAAAGAUCGCAUCGAGCAAUCGGAUGCAUCGAAAUUCACAGUCGCUGGUCGCCUCCAGAAAAAGGCACAAUCGCCAAUUGAGUUGCAAUUUGAACGCGGUCCAAAUGCUGAACCCAAAAAAUGUCCAAUGCAAGUGGUACUCAGCGCCAAUCAACCACAACUUGGACUCGCCAAGAGUCCAUCGAUGAUGGUGACAAGCAAUACAAAUGGCGGUGCCACCAAUGGUGGUACCAACGGACAUCAUAGUUUCCUGCAACGUAGCCUCAGUGUAACAGCUGAACGACGCAAUGGUGAAACAUCGAACUCGAGCUCUAACUCUGAUUCCGACUCCGAUGCCGGGCGUUGCAAUGAAAAGGAUACCAAAAAUAAGGCGAAUACAAAAAGUGCAGCUGCUACAGCAGCACUCGGUACCCGCGUUGCAGUGCCAAAGAUGGACGAUGAGGAGACGUUCGAGAAAUUCUUUGUAUCAAAGAAACCGGCAGCUCCCAUACAGACCAGUGUGAUUGGCGAGGAUGCCGAAUUGAAGGAUUUCGACUUUGAUAGCAUCAAGGCGACACAGCGUUUGGUUACAAAGCGUGCCAUCCAGGGGCCAAAGGGUAGACGAGCAGCACGCAACCCGUUGAAAAGUUUGGCCGAACGCACUGAUAUCGCCUCCGAGUAUACAGAAGUUAAAUCUGGUGUGGCAGAGCGUGAAAUGCGACGCAUUAAACUCGAGUCAUAUGGUCACCGCAGUAGUAACUUGGCAGCCGAGGCUAUCGCCGGACUUGCCUCCGUUGAAGACUUCAAAUCGGUUGCCUUGAAAUCCUCUUCGCUGCCCCUAAAUCAAAUGUGGUUGCCAUACAAGAAACUCAUGUUGCUGCAUGUCAAGGGACGCACGCAUGUGCAGACACGCUUGGUUGAGCCCACCUACAAGUCAGUGAAUCGCGGCGACUGUUUCAUACUCGUCCAUGGCGAUCAGCUAUACCGUUAUGUCGGGUCAUUCGCUAAUGUAAUUGAAAUCGCGCGCAGCAAGAAAAUCUGUGCCUACAUUGUCGAAAAUAAGGAUCUCGGCUGCACUGCCACAGCCGAGGUUAUUUUAACAGAUGGUAAGUUCUUAAACGAGCAGCACUGGAAUAUAUUUUGGGAGCUGCUCGCCAAGCCAGACGAUUAUCAAAUACCCGACUGUGGCCAUGCCGAUGAAGAUGAUCUCUUCGAAGCCAGCCUCAUUGAGACGAACAAAAUUUAUGAGUUCCAAGACGACUCCUUGGUGCCGAUGGAAAAGUACUGGGGUUGCAUACCUAAAGUGGAGAUGCUCGAUCCAAAUAAGGUAAUCAUAUUCGAUUUCGGUAGUGAAAUGUAUGUAUGGAAUGGCAAGACGGCGCCAACGGAUGCCAAGCGCGCCGCCAUAAAAUUGGCGCAAGAGCACUUCGACACAGGCAAUGUGGACUACUCGAGCUGCUAUGUGAAUCCCGUUAACUAUGCCGCUAUAGUGGGCAGUCGCGAUUCUUAUAAAUUUCUGCGGCGUUGUGAGAAACGCGGCGAUUGGUGUAUACUCGGCAAAAUUACACAAAAUAUGGAGACAUCACUCUUCAAAGAGAAGUUCUCCGACUGGCCUGAAGUGGAGCGCGAAGAUCUCGAAAAGGAUUAUCUUGUGAAUGGUGUGCACGCUGUGAAAGCGCUCGACGGUAAAGGGAUUUACAAAGGCGAACCGUACCUGGAGCCCAAUCUAGUGCUGGAGAACGCCAAUUUGGGGCGUGGCAACUUCUACUACGACAAUGAUAGCAUGCGUCACUUCGAUGUGAUCACAAAAUCCAUCGACAAAUGGCAAAUACACGAAUUCAACUUCGAUAACGCUAAAGCCAGCAGCUAUGGACACUUCUACUCCGCCGAAAGUUAUAUUGUGCGCUGGGUGUAUCAGAUCUCCGUCACGGUGCGUGAGUUGAGUGGCAAAAUCUCUAAUCGCGCCACAGUGGGACGCGAUCGUUGUGUGUAUUUCUGCUGGCAGGGCAACGACUCGAGCGCCAAUGAGAAGGGCGCCGCUGCGCUGCUCACAGUAGAGCUGGACAAGGAGAAGGGUGCACAGAAGCGUGUUGCGCAAGGCGAUGAAACACCGGCCUUCAUACGCCUCUUCAAGUUGCUAUUCCAACACAGAGGUCGAAAGGAGGACUGCUUACAGCGGCGCAACACUUGGCGGCUCUACCAAAUCACCGGUAAUUUGCGCGAAGAAACACUGCUCAGCGAGGUGGAUUGUCAUGCUCGUCAGCUGCGUUCGCGCGCUUCAAUGCUGCUCGUGCAUGGCGAUAAGGGUGUGAUCUAUGUAUGGCAUGGCCGCAAGAGCGCCAAGCAUACACGCGAAUUGGCCGAACUGGCGGCAGAACAUUUGAAGUCAGAGAAACCGGAAGACAUGUUUGUGAAUAAUGUGAGUGUGAUGCGUGUGGAAACCGUCGAAGAGGGCAAACAGGUCGAUGAGUUCGCAGAGGCAUUGAUAGGCUUUGAUAGCAACGCUUACCACAGCUUACUCAAAGAGACAACCAAAGAUUUCGCAUAUACACCGCGUCUUUUUCACUUCUCUAGCACGCAGGGCGUGUUUAGCGCCGCAGAACUGCAGUAUGCGCUGCGUUGCAAGGACCUAUACAGCCCUUUCCCCUUUACACAAGCGCAGCUGUACAAUGCACGCCAGCCAACGAUUUUCAUGCUGGACGAUGGUGAUAUGCUAUGGUUGUGGAUGGGCUGGUGGCCGCUGGAAGAUCUCAAGAUCACCACCGAGGAGCGAAGCAGUCCGACGAACGAGAAUCGCGCUGGCGUGAAUCGUUGGAUCUCUGAACGACGCGCUGCUUUGGAGACCGCUGUCUCUUAUUGGUGCGCCAAAUUUGCUGAAAAUAACGAAAAAGACUUCCACGACAUUAAAGGUUACGUUGUGUGGGCUGGCCUUGAGCCGCUGGCAUUUAAAGCUCUCUUCCCUGAUUGGAUUGAACACGAUGAUAUCAAAGAAAUUAACAUGCAGGAUGGUCGCACCGAUGAACCCACUCCCAUUGCUGAUGUUUUGAAACAAUUAACACAAACAGAAUAUCCGCUAGCCAUAUUGAAGGGACGUCCAUUGCCCGAGGGUGUAGAUCCAACACGGCUGGAAUUAUAUCUGAAUGCCGAAGACUUUCUGUCGGCGCUUGGCAUGACCAGCGCGGAAUUCGAACAAAUGCCAUUAUGGAAGCAAACCAAUCUGAAGAAGGAGCGUGGCUUGUUUUAGUUUUCUAUUUGUUAAAUUUUUAGCUACCAAAAACCUACAAUAAGUUAAAAUUUACAGACUAUGCAUUGGAAAAACUAAAAAACAAAAAAAAAAAAAUACAUACUAAAAAAAAA